Messenger RNA from Scatophagus argus, 4851 nucleotides. It is a transcript of the gene recql, whose product is annotated as RecQ helicase-like. The record is from RefSeq and is a predicted model, not a curated record. NCBI's taxonomy places the organism in Eukaryota, Metazoa, Chordata, Actinopteri, Scatophagidae. Gene Ontology annotation, biological process: double-strand break repair via homologous recombination. Gene Ontology annotation, molecular function: nucleic acid binding; four-way junction helicase activity; 3'-5' DNA helicase activity. The coding region runs from base 566 to 3088 and encodes 840 amino acids. Gene Ontology annotation, cellular component: cytoplasm; chromosome. The transcript has 16 exons.
CAAAAAAACUUUCUUAAGAUUUCUCUAUUCAUGAUCUAUUAUCUCCCUCAUUAACUUUUAUUGUGACUACUGUUAUGUUUAGAGAGAGAGUUGUCAAGGUGUGCCAAUCCCGCGGCAGGGGGCAGAGUUUGUCGGCAGCCUGGCAGGAUAUACCCAGGGCGAAACUUAACUCUACCCGCCUACUUGUCCGGCUCUAUAAAAGACAUGGGCUCCACCAACACGGUCUGCUGUCUGCUAUAGCAACCGAGAAGUGAAUUCAGCAACAAGAAAAGGGCCUGGCCUGGACGGAGUUACUGAACGCUUAGUAGUUUGUUUUUCAGAGCUUUGUGCUCCACGUUUAAGCUAGUUUAGUUCACAAGAGAGGGACAUAUUUUUAUUUAGCAGCGAAGCUUAUCUCCUUAACUCGAGAAGAGGGAAGUGACACGUUCAACGCUGUGGGGACGUAGCUAAGUUUACGUUAGAUACAUUACUACAUUCAUUGUGACCAGCGUGGCUUGAAGGGAAUCACACAUUCUCACAUCUCCAACAAGUUAAGCUCUUUUCUAAACAAGCCAGUCUGAGAAAUAUGGAUGAUGAUGCGCAGGCAGAAUUGGACUCGGUGGAGGCAGAGUUGGAGUUGGUGGAGCUGAAAAUCGCAGAGCUUCUACAGAAACAAGCUGAGUUGACCGCUCGAAAGAAUGCUCUGCUGCAGCAGCUGGAGGAGGCCUGUGAUGCUGCGCAGCCUUCAUCCUCUUCAUCCUCAUCUUCUUCAAAGUCAUCUAAAGCUGGUCCAGCAAUGAGCAAGCAGGAGAUGCAGCGUUACGACGGCACAGAUUUUCCAUGGUCUAAAGAAGUGGAGCAGCACCUGAAGAAUACAUUCCAUUUCUCCAAGUUCAGACCGUUGCAGCUGAGGGCUGUCAACCUGACCCUGUCAGGCAGGGAUCUGUUCCUGGUGAUGCCCACAGGAAAAGGAAAAAGCCUCUGCUACCAGCUGCCUGCAGUCUGCUCCAAGGGUUUUACACUGGUAGUCACUCCCCUGGUAUCCCUGAUGGAGGACCAGAUCAUGUACCUGAACUCCAUUAACGUGCCAGCAGCCAUGUUGAACGCUUCCAGUAGCAAGAACCACGCCAAGACAGUCAUGGCUGGAAUGACGGCUCUCGAUGCCCCUUUCAAGCUGGUGUACGUGACUCCAGAGAAGAUCGCUAAGAGCAAGCUGCUCAUGUCUCGUUUGGAGAAAGCCUACAAGGCAAACCUGCUGAGUCGUAUUGCUGUGGAUGAGGUGCACUGCUGCAGCCAGUGGGGACAUGACUUUAGACCAGACUACAAACUGCUGGGCAUCCUGAAAAGGCAGUUCCCUGAAGUCCCACUGCUCGGCCUCACAGCUACAGCAACCAGCAGCGUCCUCAAGGACUGCGAGAAGAUCCUGUGUGUGAAACAGCCAAUCACACUCACUGCAUCCUUCAACAGAACUAAUCUCUACUAUGAGGUUCGUAUUAAAGAUUCUGACAAGGAUGCAUCAACAGAUGAGAUUGCCUCCCUGAUCAAGAAGAGAUACAAAGACCAGUCAGGGAUCAUCUAUGUGUUCUCUCAGAAGGAUGCAGAGUUGGUGUCAUCUGAACUCCAGAAGAGAGACAUCCUGGCCUAUCCCUACCAUGCAAACAUGGACCCUGAAGAUAAGUCCAGCGUCCACCGCAAGUGGACCUUGAGUAAAAUCCAGGUGGUAGUUGCCACGGUGGCUUUUGGCAUGGGCAUCGACAAGCCUGACGUCAGAUUUGUCAUCCACCACACCAUCAGCAAGUCCAUUGAGAACUAUUACCAAGAAAGUGGACGUGCAGGCCGAGACGACAAUCCAGCAGACUGCAUCGUCUACUUUGGCUUCUCUGAUGUCUUCAGGAUCAGCACCAUGGUGGUAAUGGAGAACGUUGGUCAGCAGAAGCUGAGGCAGAUGGUCGAUUACUGCCAGAACAUCGACAGGUGUCGGCGCUCUCUUAUGGCUGUUCAUUUUGACGAAGUGUGGGACGAUGAAGGAUGCAGCCAGAUGUGCGAUGCUUGCCGCCAUGCAGAAGACGUCAUCACGGUGGACAUUACCCAGCAUGCCAGACAGGUCGUGCAGAUUGUGGAGCUAGCGGCGUCCCAGGGUGAGAAGCUGACUCCUCUGAAGUUGGUGGAGGCAUGGAUGGGGAAAGGCCCAGCCAAGCGCAGGAAGAUGAUCCAGACCACCACUCUGUCUCGGCUUCAGGCUGAAGCUGUGAUUUUGCGGCUGCUGCUGCAGGACUAUCUUGGUGAGGAUUUCAGCUUCACUCCAUAUACUACUUACUUCUACAUGAAGCUGGGCCGCAAAGCUCCUCUGCUGAAGAACCAGACUCAUACAGUCAGCAUGAAGAUGAGACCGGUGGGGACUGGAGGUACUGUGGACACAUCGUCUGUUGUUAAAGCCAGUGAGGAGGAGACUGAUGUGACCUCUGACCCCAUCGUCAUGAGCAACUACUCUCCCACACAACCCAAACAGAAACUAUUUAAAGAACAGAGGAACCUAUCCCGGAAACGAGAGCUGAAACCAGUCGGACAGACAGAUAGAGUAAAAGACCUUGUGGCGGACAGGCAUGGAGCGGAAGAAGAGGAUAGGAAAAGAUCCAACUUUCAUCAACAUGUGGUUGAGGUUGAUGUUGAAAUUAACAUUCUAGAUAACAGUGAUGGUCAGAAAACACCAUCACAUCCAGUUAAACCUUAUUCCAAACGCAAAUCCACCACCCCGCAGAGAGUGAGGAGGAAACCCCGUGCUGAUGUAGCAGCAGUGGAGAUUCCCUCUCCUUCCCCUGGUGGUGACACCAAUAUCAAUACUGUGCCCAGCUCUCCAUCCCAGGCCUCUAUCAUCUCUGAGACCGCAGCUGAGGAGCUCUGCAACCUGAGGAACUACUACAGCAAACAGCUGAGGAGAAUAAACUACAUUUCCAAUGAAUAUCUUGGGCAACCUGCAGAGCCAGGAGUGCUGGCAUGUAUCAGCGAGCCUCUGAGGAGCCUCCGUCUGCCACGCGGGGCAACCAUCGCCCAGACGGCCCGCAGCUUGUGGACACGAGUCAGCAGCAGGAGGAAGCUGGUUCACCGGUGACAUCACGGACAUUCAGUCAGCUGCAGUUAGGUGUGAUGUUAACAGGUGUGUUAUCACAGAACGUUUGCAGCGAUUAAAGAAGCAUGUGUAGGAUUUAAAAAUGUCAGAGUUUAUAGCCACCUGGUGGUACUAUCUAGUGGCUGCCAACCUGGCAACAAAUACCCCACAAAUCUGACCUGGGAACACUGAGAUGAAUGGACUAACACAUAAUUUGAUUUUGUUUUUCUAUAAACAAAAAUGUGCUAUGAGAAUAAUCUGAAAGAUGUUGUUUCAUUCCUCAGUUACCGUGUUGCCAAUUGGUGAAUGUCUUCAUGAAUAUAAUAUGAAGUUUUGAAUGCUGAUGUAAAGCUCUACUUAUAUCUUUAUUUGUCAAAAAGGAGAAGGAUUUUGAUUAGUACAUUGUUUUGGGGUUUUUGAAGUUUUUGUCUGCUACAAGUCUGUAUCUUGUGUUGUCCUUUGAGGAAAAUCAGAUAUAUAUUUUUAUUGGUUUCUUAAUGGCACCCCCUGCCCAUAUUAAAUAUAAAUGCUGCUGGUUCUUGGUCCAUCAAAGUGGACAGCUUUAAUAUAGGCAUUCAACAUCUUAAAUCAGUUGUCAGAUUUAUGUCACUGGCUGACAGUGACAUUGACUGAGUCAGACAGCAGCCUGAAACUGCCUGUUUUGUGAUUAACUAGAUCUCUUCAAGCUUAACCUUUGUCACCACACUGUCUUAGCUGUCAGAACUGCAAUAUGAAGUUAUGUCAUUCUUGAGACCUUUAACCAUCAGAUCUCAACUUGAGAAACACCUUUAUGUGAGGUUCUUGUUCCCGAAGCUGCUUAGCUGGAGCUAUUGUGACCAAACUACAUUUCCAUCAAGUUUAAAGUCUAGAUAAAUGAGGAAUUUGAAUGGAACAUGUAGAGGGCCUUUGUCCUGAGAUAUUUCUGUUUUAUAUUCUAACUUUCUUUUGGUUUGUUAAGCAAGUUUCUCUGGUGGGAAUAAAGUGGAUUCACUGGCAAAUAGUUUGAUUUGAAUUUUGAACGAGCACUAUUCAGAAAUUGUAUUUUCUGUUAGCUAUACACUAAAAGUAAAAUUUUAAAAGUUUGUCAUGAUAUGCCUCUUAUUGAAAUGCUUUUUGUCAUAUACUGUAGGUAUCAACUGACGGUUUCACUAAUGUUUCUUUCAAUUCAAUUCAGUUCAGUUUAUUUAUAUAGCGCCAAUUCACAACAAAAGUUAUCUCAUGACACUUUCCAAUUAGAGCAGGUCUAGACCUCUUUAACUAAACUGUAAUACAGAGAGCCCAACAUUUCCCCUUGAGCAAGCACUUGGCGACAGUGGUGAGGAAAAACUGCCUUUUAGAAGGCAGAAACCUCGGAGCAGACCCCGGCUCAAGAUGGGCGGCCAUUUGCCUUGAAACAUGCCCAUGUAGUCAUAAUCAUUAUACAGUCAUGUGUUGGUGUUUAACAAAGUGUAAAAAGCAAGUAUGGGGCAAGAUUCAACACUUUGUUAAACACCAACAAAGUGUUGCUUUCUAGGAGGCCCCUUUCAUACCCAGUCAUGAUUCUGUCCCAUUACCAGUGAACCUGUUUACUUGUCAAAUGUUCUAAACAAGUAUUUUUUGAGCGGUACACAACUUUCCCAGUCUUUUUUUCUGGCCCUGUCCCAACUUAAUUGAAACAUGUUGUUGGCACCAAUUUCAGAAUAAGUGUGUAUUUACAAAGCUCAGUGACGUUGAAGUCAGACAUUAAAUAUAUUGUCUUUGUACUGUUUUCAAUGAGUACACACCCA